AUGACAGGAGUCGACUAUUCCAACAGCGAUUUGAACGCCGGUCUGGCUGCAGUGCGCAGCAGACAUGGCAUUCCAGAGGUUCCAGAUGUCGGCGACUUCCUGCAGGAGCAAUACUUGAAAGCACGGCAAGAUGACACGAAGGUGAAUCCGGUGCUCUUAGCCUGCCGCGAGCUGCAUGCGUUGGCGAACACCUGCUGCGGUGCUGCAGCAUCUGGCAGUGCCUUCGGGCAUUGCAUGUCAAUCCUGGGAGCAUGGCUCGGCUGUAGAACCGUGUGUGGCGAGUUCAUCGAGGAUUCCUAUGAAAGCUCUGUGACAAAGUCCCUUAGUGUUCUUGUGGGUGGAGCGCAUCGUCAACCGGAUCAACAGCCACUUGUCCAGGCCCGUGUGUCCAAAGCUAUCUUCCAAGACUCCCUUUCUUUCGACUUCAAGGCCGUUGCCAGGCACUGGCGAAGUGAAGCAGGUGACCUGGAGAAGUCCGUAAAGAUCUUCGUCCAUCCUGUACCCAAGUGUGCUGGGGAGGAGCUCCUGGAAUUCUUCAUUUCGCGGGGUCAUGGCAGCGGCUUCGGUUGGACUCGUGCGGUCCAGCUACAUGCUGUGCACAUAAAAGCCGUCCAUAAUGCCAUCAUGGGCUCGCCGGCACGCGUGGAAGAUCCGGAAGACGCAACUGUCUUUUACAUCCCAGCUUUCCCUAGCUUACUUGUCGAACGGUAUAUCGAUGCUGAAGAGGGGAAAGUGGAUGUGCUGAACUGUAUGUCAGCUUCGUGGGCUAUGCUUCGGGAGGAGUUCUUUCUUCGGAAUGCCGGCUACGACCAUUUCAUUUCAGCUGGCACUUGUCACCCCUAUUCAAUUUGCAGUGCGCUCGAGUGCGAUGUGACCAAUUUUCACCCCUUUGCGGUGAAUGUGUUUGCUUUGGUUGGCGGGGUGCGGGAGAUGGUUCACCCGGACUUCAUUUUCACGCCCGGGAAGGGCUUUCAGAGACUGCGUACAAUCAUCGUCCCAUUCCCCGUGACGCUGGAUUGCGAGAGGCUCCUUCAGCUAUCAAGCCCUGAGAGGGUCCGAUCGAUUGAUGUGGCAUUUGUUGGCACAGACAACUCGCGGGUGCGACGCAUCUUCAAAGAGCUCAUGGAAGAUUCAACUUUGUCUUACAGCAGCAACCCCCGCCUUCAUAUAGAAGUUCUCCCAGAUGAUGACGUCGGAGAGGGGGCACGUAAGCUCGCUUUGGGGUCUGUGGGAACCGGCGGAGACAAGUCUGUGGAUGAGCUUUACUCUAAUUCUCAGUUCUGCUUAAUUUUGCCCGGCCACGUUUACGAUCUGGGUCGGCGAGCGUACGACGCAAUGGCCAGGGCAUGUAUUCUGGUCAUAGUUGCUUUAGAGCCGAUGUCCGUCGCCGUACCCUUUGCCUGGCAGAUGCCUUGGGAUGAGGUUGCGAUUUUUACUUCAAUAAGAAGUCUGCAGGAUGCUGCGAAGGUAUUGGACACUCUGAGCACAGCUGCAGAUGAGGAAUCUGGUAGAGAGAGGAUCGCGGCGCGUCGAAAGGCCAUGUUGAAGUACCUUCCAAGACUUUUCUUGCCGCCGCACAAGAACUGCAUGCCGGGAAUGCCUACUGCUAUGGAUGGUAUACUGCGAGAGAUAGCAGUGCGACAAGACUACUUGGGCAGGGCAGUCUCCAACCUUGAGAAGUUCGGCAAAAGCUUGGAAUGCACUGAUGGGCAGCACUUCGCCGCGUUGCUUCAAUCGGAGGCUGCCGUGUUGGAGCCCUGCGAAUGGGCUCGCAAGGAGGAAAUGCUGCAGCCAAGCUUCCUGGCAUCUCCGGCUAAAGGGCAGGUAAUGUGGGCAGCACGCAACAUCAACGUUCCGCAAAGCCUGGCAUGGAUGGAAAGUGGCUUGUGGAUCGGCGACAUCAAGAUCAUUUUGGGCAGCGAGGUGCAGUGCCGAGCAGACUGCGCCGAAGAGCACAUCACCAGCUUGAGGGGUCUGGCCACGGGAGGCCACGAAGUUGCUGCAACCGCAAACCCAAGGAGGUUUGUAUUGCAGACCAAUCUGCCGACAGUUGGAGGAUCUUGGGGCAGCCUACAGCUGACCCCUUCCCAAGACACUUUGCCCAGAGAUGUCGCACGAGCUUUGCGCAUGGACUUGAAACGUCCCCACACUGCCCACACAACUCAGCUGACUCAGCUGGCUAGCAGAUCCAGCACAAGCUCAAAGCAGCAAAGUGCCCAGAGCAAGCUUGAGUCUGGAAAGUCCGCGGGAGGUGAGAGCAUUUGUGAACUGAUGGCAAAGUGCCUGGCGCCCGGACCUCAAACUGGCCAACAUCACGGAGUCCUGCAGAAGGUGUCAUUUUUUCAAGAAAAAAUCGUGAUAACUCCCGGGCCGGUGGCUGACGAAAUGCAGGCCACCACCUUGGACAUUGCUCGAAUAGGUCACGCCGAGCUGGACUGCAGAGCUUGUUUACUGAAGCUCCGUAUGGUGGCAGGAAGCCAAACGAAUUGGACGGGAGGGAAAGCUCAAGCCGGCUAUGUGCAAAUCGAGCUGGAGCAGCCGGAGUUCGACACGCUGCGUGCCCUUGUUUGGCCGAUGCUUCUGCGCUCCGUGUUUCAAAGGAAGGCUGGGCCUGGAGCUAAGCUCCAUGAUCCUCCAAGAGGACAGCUUCCGAGCUUCGUUGUCUCCGCAGGGUCUUGGGACUGCACGAACCGUGCUUCGACGCAGAAGCUCUGGUCCAACACGGCCACAGCCGGGCUGCGAGUUUGCGCUCAGCUUCAUGGAGGCACCAGCCAGAUUGGAACGCUGUCCUUCGUCAACGCAGCAGAGAUGCCAGUGGCUUGGCUUCAUCCCACAGCCACAGCUGUCGGUGCGCCUGCUCCAGUGGCAGUGUCGUUCGUGGUUGGCUUGGAGCAGUCGGCAAUAGAUGCGACGGACGGCAUGAGGCUCGUUCUGCAUUUUGCCACUGCUCAGCUACAGCCACUUCAAGUUGAUGGUGCUUCGGUGCUGCCAAGUACGAGCAACACCGAGCUGGAGCAGAGCCAAGCUGGCUGCGGAAGGUUGAUCAAAGAGCUAUGGGCCAACGACAGCCACUUUCCAAUGCCCAGGGGCUGUAGCUACCGGACGUCAGGAGAAGAAGCAGAGCUGCAACUGUCUUUCGGUUCGGGAAAUGAUCUUCGCCCCGGAGUUACGUAUCAGAUCAUUUUUAUGGUUAUCCUCAAGCUCGGCGCGACGACUGCCAAUUCUGGUUUGGAACUUCGGCUCAUGGGUAGUGAUGACAACUUCGUCCAUGAGCUUGGCAAGCCAAAACUGAAUCGGCCGUUGACAGCUGGUGCGGAGUUCCCCGAUCCCCGCCUUGCAGCCGAGGUCGUGGGUGGGUCCAAUGGACUGGUUGAGCUUACAGAGGACCAGGGGCCAAGCUUCGACUUGCGCAUCUCUCCCGAAGUCGGGGAACCCAUCCCGAGUGGCUCCCUACUGCGGGUGUUCUUGAGUCCUUUGACGGCAUGGGCGAGCUGGAGCUCAAGCUGUACUACAGCUUCCGAGCUGUGGGACGCCAAUACCACCCAUCGUGCUGAUCUACCUUGCGAGGUGUCAUCCCUCGUGGCUCCCAUGGCCUUCAGCAACUUGUUGCACAUAGCGCUCCCGAACGUUUCAAUGGCAGCGGGGGUGAGGCUUGAGAUCCACGUCGGAGGGUUGGCGAAGCCUUCAGGAGGCUUCUUUCCAGAGCAGCUGGCCGCAGAGCUCCGGCCAGAUACGACCAAGCCCCACUACGUCCGAGCUUCCGGAAGUCUCUGGGCCUGGCUACCACGCAACUCCAGCAUUGCGGGCAUUGUCUCUUGCACCGUGUGUGGAAACAUGGCUCCUUUCAGAAGCGAGACGAAUAAUCUUCUCGUCCGUUUUGCCCUGGCUGCGACGCUGCGCUCCGUCGUGGAUGAUGAUGACUCAUCAGGUGAGGCACGCUUGUCUUUGACGGCCCCGGACGGAUACAUCUUGAAACAGGCCGACGCGUUCAUGCAGCGAGAGAUGGAGCUCCAGAUAGCGGAUGAGGGGCUCGCCGGCAAUGAGCCCGCGAGCCCCGAUCACAAUCCCAAGAAGCACGCUGAGGCGUGUCACGCUUCGUCGACACCUUUGUCGCAAGCGAGCACUGCUCCAACGACGCCCAACAUGCAGUUUCGCCUUCCAAGCCUCAGCCUCGAUGGAUUUCAUGACGAGCACUUCCCGCUGCUGACGAGGCAAUUGUCCAUACCGGAAGACGAAGGAGCAACCUUUGAAGCACCCGACAUGUUCCAGGAUAUUAGCGAGCUUUACAUGCAAAAAUACGGCAAGUAUUCCAAGGAGGACUCGGCCUACCGUGAUGAUGACGGUGCUCCAGGUGGCGCCAACACGCGGCCACGUUCGUCCAAGGAGUCACUGCAGUCCCUGCUGGCUGAAGUCAAGGAUCUGUACGAGCAAAAGUAUGGCACCACCUUCGACCAGUCGCAAGCAAGCGAG
This is a messenger RNA of Symbiodinium necroappetens, 4470 nucleotides long. NCBI's taxonomy places the organism in Eukaryota, Dinophyceae, Suessiales, Symbiodiniaceae. The record is from the annotation of a GenBank genome assembly.